AUGCCCCCCCGGCCAAAGAAAGUGAGGCAUAGAGCACGGAGCAGGACAAGACGUGAUCGCGGAUCGCGCCGACGCUACACCAUGGUUUCUCUCCUCACCCAAACCAAGGCCCGUAUCCCGUGGCUCACAGCAAUCGGCUCCCUCUGUCUCAUAUGGUCGCUCUGGUCUCUGGGCAUAGGACUGAAUACUACACCGUCACAACGCCCCUCCGGUCACGUUGGCUCAGCCCCAGCAGCAGUCGCUGGACCCAUCCCAGUAGCUACCCCCACGGUCCCUAAAUUCCAUCCCUUUGAUUCGAUCCGCGACCAUCUGGACGACAGCGACUUCGUCUCGGACCGGCCCCUGAUCCUGUACGCCUUCUUCGAGACGGAGCUCGCCAGAACAAACCUCGAGUUCUUCCUUCGCCACGCCAUUCACAACGAGGCCGACUUUCUCUUCAUCCUCAACGGCGAGACUGAUGCCGAGUCGCUGCUGCCGGUAGCGGGGAAUGUGCGAUUCCUGCACAGGGAGAAUGACUGCUUUGACUUGGGGGCGUUCGCGGAGGUGCUUACGACGAAUGAUCUAUACAAGAAGUACAACAAGUAUAUCAUGAUGAACAGCAGUAUCCGGGGUCCUUUCUUCCCGUACUGGGCUACGGAUUGCUGGAGCGAGCGGUAUUUGAGCAAGAUCACGGCGGACACGAAGCUCGUGGGCAUGACCAUGAACUGCGUCCCUCGCGUCCACGUCCAGUCUAUGAUCUGGGCUACCGACCGCGUCGGUCUCGAGGUCCUGCUCUUCCCCUCCGAAGCCCUAAUCGCCAAAUACAAGGACGUUCUCGGCGAUAGGGAUCACAAACCGGUCCCGAAGAUGAAAGUCCCCGGAAUCAACUCUUGCCCGCACGAUUACUGGGACGCAGUCGCGAUUGAGGUGUACGCGACCGGUCUGCUCCAAACAGCCGGGUACAAAGUCGACCCGAUAAUGAUAGCAUAUCACAGCAGCACGCAUUACGAGCAGGAGUGCCAGGGCGGCCAUGACGUGCAGGGCCACGGGAGAUACUACGGCAUGGACAUCCAUCCGUACGAUACUAUUUUCAUCAAGACGAAUCGGGGUAACGAUCCGCUUGUCUUGAAAAUGCUGACUGAGUGGACGGAUCAGUGGGGGUACACGAGUUUUGAAUCAUGCAAGAAGGCGUACGCGGGUGGUGCGACGGCCGAGACGAGGGGAGAGGUUACUAAGGCUGGGAUGGUUAACGUGGCGUGA
Molecule: messenger RNA, 1239 nt
Organism: Drepanopeziza brunnea f. sp. 'multigermtubi' MB_m1
Lineage: Eukaryota; Fungi; Ascomycota; Leotiomycetes; Helotiales; Drepanopezizaceae
Source: RefSeq, a predicted model, not a curated record